AUGAGUGAUAUCAAAGUAAAGAGACCUAUCAACAUGUUAUAUAGUUGUAUGGGGCAAAAUGCCACCGUAACUAUCUGGUUAUAUGAACAAACUAGUACGAGGAUUCAGGGGAAGAUCAAAGGAUUCGAUGAGUUCAUGAAUUUAGUUGUUGAAGAAGCAGUAGAAAUUUCCACAAUCGAUGGGUCUAAAGAACCUUUGGGGAAUAUAUUAUUGAAAGGGGAUAAUAUCACGUUAGUGCUGAAUGUGAAUGAUCAGCUAGCAGAAAAUUAG
Yamadazyma jaroonii is the source of this 270-nucleotide messenger RNA. Lineage: Eukaryota; Fungi; Ascomycota; Pichiomycetes; Serinales; Debaryomycetaceae. The record is from the annotation of a GenBank genome assembly.